AUGACUGUGCAGAUGCUAUACACAAAAUACAGUUGUCACUUACCGCGAUCACGCACAAAAUUUGCGCACAGCGCCACAUUAGCGCUGCUCUUGACCACUACUUUGUUGCUGCACUGCACGCAGGUGGACGCCGCAAAGUUGUCAGCGAAGACCGCUACCAACACAAAUGCGGAUAGUAGAAAUUCAACAAAUAAUGUGGAACUCAUGCACGCCGCUGAGAAAACAACAGCGACAGCAACAGUUGUUGUAAGUCAAACUGAUGCAAUUGUCGAGUCAAAGGCAGCCAAUGAUGAAGAUGCUUUGAAAGAAAGCGUAGAAAAAGUAGAUGCAGCAGAGAAGGACGAUGACAACGAAGACGAUGAUGAGAAAGAAACAGAUUUGGAUUUGGAUGAAGAUGUAGAUGAAGAUGAUGAUGAAGAUUCAACGAAGAAUGAAACAUCUUUAACGGCAGCAGAGAAAAAUGAAGAUGCCACCUCAGCGUUCAGUGUCUGGGGCAUUGUACGUAAUGUGUGGCAUUGGCUGAGAGAUGAUUUUAGUGAAAACCUAUUUGGUGAUGAUGAUGGCGAUGCAUCGGCGGGUGCACAAAAAGCGCUGGUGCGUGAGGUACGCGAUGUGUCCGAGGCGGCGAAGGCGGCAGUAGAAAGUCGCACAUUUGGAAAAAUCCGCCGCCUACAAAUGGCGAUCAUACCGCUAAUCUUCAAAUUCGGCGUACUCACCGCUAUGGUCGCAUUUCUCAUAAUGCUCGGCAUGAAAACUUUAUUCUUGGUGAAAUUACUUGUGCUCAUGAACGCCGCUGCCAUAUUGGCGAAAUUCAUUACAUUGAAGGCAAACUUUGGCGGUCAUGAACAUUCCGCACCAACAUGGAAUUAUCAAACUUGGACACCACAUGCAACGGGCGGUUGGGCGGCCUCAGCCCCAGGCACCUCGUACUCGCACAGCAGUCAUGAGCACCAGCCAACAAAGGAGAUCCAUCUGCACAUACAUGGCGGACAAGUGCAUGGUUAUGGUGGUGGUAGUCAAGGUGUUUUGAAUGGCGGCGGCGGUCAUGGGGGUUGGGAGAGUCGCAGUGAUCCCUAUGGUGCUUACGCGCCGACACUGGCGAGUGAAGCAGAGAACGAACUCGAUAAUUUGGGUCCAGUUGCUAUGUUGCCAACAAGAUAUCCCCCAAAUCCCAAUCACAAUUACCAGUAGAGGUGAUGCGUUUUAUGUCAAUGUAGUCAAUGAGUCAGGGUUUUCUCUCUAAAUACAUACCUUUAUAUUAGUAUAAAUUUUAUUUAUUUAUUAGUAAACUACCUGCAUGUUAAUAGUAAUGCUGCUGUUGUAUAUAGAUUUUUAAGCUUAUGGAAUGCUAACUUGUAAUAAAAUAA
Messenger RNA from Ceratitis capitata (Mediterranean fruit fly), 1367 nucleotides. RefSeq lists its product as uncharacterized. The coding region runs from base 1 to 1191 and encodes 396 amino acids. The transcript has 3 exons. Lineage: Eukaryota; Metazoa; Arthropoda; Insecta; Diptera; Tephritidae. The record is from RefSeq and is a predicted model, not a curated record.